AUGCUAGAGAAAGAUAAAGAUGUGACUAAGACUGCCACUGACAGAAGCCUGAACACUGUGGAUUUAGUGGCCCUGGGUGUGAACCUCACAAUGGGUGUAGGUGUGUAUAUCCUGGUUGGUGAGGUGGCCGGUAAUCAAGCCAGACCAUCCAUUGUGAUCUGCUUUAUGGUGGCUGGCCUAACUUCAUUGUUGGCUGGACUGUGCUAUGCAGAGCUUAGUGCCCGGAUUCCCCAUCCUGGCUCUGCAUAUCUCUACGCCUAUGUCACUGUAGGUGAAAUCUGGGCCUUCAUCACUGGCUGGAAUCUCAUCUUCUCCUAUGUUGCUGGUACAUCCAAUAUGGUCUUUGCCUGGAUUUCAGCUUUUGACAACAUGUUUGGGUACCAGAUCUCUUGGGCCCUGAAUGAAAGCAUCUUAUUGCAUUCUCCCCCGGUCCUUGCAAAGAUUCUAGGAUUCUUUAUUGUGGGCCUUGUGUUUUUGCUCAUUGGAUUAUUGACUUUGAGGUUUAGGGAGUCGAUGCUGUUAACCAAAGUGGCCAUGUUGAUGAGACUUCUGAUUCUCAGUUUUGUCAUCAUCUCUGGCUUCAUUAAGGGGGACCUGCACAACUGGAAGCUCACAGAAGUAGACUACAGAAAGGAUGAACUCAAUGGCGCCUCUAGCUUGGGCCCUCUGGGCUCUGGAGGAUUUGUACCUUUUGGCUUUGCAGGGAUUCUUCAUGGAUCAGCUACCUGUUUCUGUGCAUUUAUAGGUUUUGAUAACAUUGUUAGCAGAGUUGAAGAAGCCCAGAACCACCAGCGUUCCAUCCCCAUGGGCAUUGUGAUGUCACUGCUCAUCUGUGUUUUGGUGUAUUUUGGUGUCUCUGCAGCCCUUACACUUAGGGUUCCUUACUACCAGAUUCGACCUGGGAGCACCUUGCCUGAGGCUUUUCUCCAUAUUGGCUGGGCCCCUGCCUACUAUGCUGUAGCUUUGGUAUUCCUCUGUAGUCUUUCUGUCAGCCUCUUGGGUUAUAUGUUCCCCAUUGGUCAGUUGAUAUAUGUCAUGGCAGAGGAUGGCCUCCUGUUCCCUGUCCUUGCCAGAAUCCAUACUGGCACCUACAUGCUCGUCAUGGCCACUGUGAUCUUUGGCAUUAUUGCAGCAAUCAUGGCAUUCUUCUUGAGACUUGCUGAUCUUCUGCACCUCAUGUCAAUUGGGACCCAGAUAGCUUACUCCCUGAUGGCUUUUUGUGUUCUCAUCAUCAGGUAUCAGCCUGAGAAGAAGAAGAGAGAAAAUGAAGUGCAAAUGCAGGAGGAGAAUGAGGAAAAUCAAACACAGGUGCAGAAGGGGACUGCACCUGCAGUAGAGAAGCUGACUCUACAAGGACUAUUUUUUCCAGGCAGCCCCACCCCCACUCCACUCUCUGGCCGGGUUGUCUAUGUUUGCUCCUCACUGCUAGUUCUGCUGCUGACUCUCCUCUGCCUGGUGCUGGCCCACUGGCCAGGUCUGAUUUCUGGAGACCCAGGGCCAAUCACACUGGUUGUGCUGCUCCUGGUGCUCAUCACUGGGAUCACUGGGGUCAUCUGGAGACAGCCACAGAGCUCCACUACCCUUCACUUUAAGGUCCCUGCUCUGCCUCUCCUCCCACUCUUGAGCAUCUUUAUGAAUGUUUGCCUUAUGAUGCAGAUGUCAGCUGUCACCUGGGCCCCAGUUGGUGUCUGGAUGCUGAUUGGGUUUGUUAUCUACUUCAUGUAUGGAAUCCAGCACAGCCUGGUUGCACAGCACCACUGA
Enhydra lutris kenyoni (northern sea otter) is the source of this 1761-nucleotide messenger RNA. RefSeq names its product cationic amino acid transporter 3-like. The record is from RefSeq and is a predicted model, not a curated record. Gene Ontology annotation, cellular component: plasma membrane. NCBI's taxonomy places the organism in Eukaryota, Metazoa, Chordata, Mammalia, Carnivora, Mustelidae. Bases 1 to 1761 code for a protein of 586 amino acids. The transcript has 2 exons. Gene Ontology annotation, biological process: amino acid transport; transmembrane transport. Gene Ontology annotation, molecular function: amino acid transmembrane transporter activity.